Messenger RNA from Aspergillus niger, 399 nucleotides. RefSeq lists its product as hypothetical. The coding region runs from base 1 to 399 and encodes 132 amino acids. The record is from RefSeq and is a predicted model, not a curated record. The transcript has a single exon. NCBI's taxonomy places the organism in Eukaryota, Fungi, Ascomycota, Eurotiomycetes, Eurotiales, Aspergillaceae.
AUGCAGAUCACGAGACCAGAAUGGGGAUGGCAGCCACCCGUCAAGCCACACAUGGAGAGCUCCAGCCACAGUUUGCCUGUUUGCCUGGAAAUGAGUGGAAAGUGGCACAUCAACAUGUCAAACAGUUCAGUUAAGUCAACAGUGCAAACAACUGACAGAUGCUGGAUGCCGCUGCAGCUCUACACAUAUCUCCGAUCUUCAGCUACCAGACGCAGGUCAGUCAGUCAUCAUGCAUCCGCUCUGGACCUCCUUCUUAUCCUCUUUCUCCUUGCAGGUUGUCUCCCCCGCAAGACUUGUAGACUUUCCCCUCUAAGCGGGGCUCCUCCAUAUCGACGGAGUUCGCAAACUAUUCCAAGCCCGAUUUGCUUUUGCCGCCCUUUGCUUUUGCCAACCCAUUGA